Messenger RNA from Manihot esculenta (cassava), 2842 nucleotides. Its product is annotated as sucrose synthase. Gene Ontology annotation, molecular function: sucrose synthase activity. The coding region runs from base 174 to 2594 and encodes 806 amino acids. The transcript has 14 exons. The record is from RefSeq and is a predicted model, not a curated record. Gene Ontology annotation, biological process: sucrose metabolic process. NCBI's taxonomy places the organism in Eukaryota, Viridiplantae, Streptophyta, Magnoliopsida, Malpighiales, Euphorbiaceae.
AAUUUUUUUUUUAUUGCAGGGUUGUUGCAAUGACUUUUUUCAAUUUUCCCCUUGUUUCUUACACUUUUUUCUCUAUAAAUUUUCACCAAUUCUUCUCUUUCAAUCACCCCACUUCAUUGCGUUUCCCUUCUUUAUUCUCCUUUUUUGCGUUUGAGGUUUUCUGAUCAUAAGCUAUGGCUGAACGUGUUAUCACUCGCGUUCACAGCAUCCGUGAACGUUUGGAUGAGACUCUUUCUGCUCACCGCAAUGAAAUUGUGGCCUUACUCUCAAGGAUUGAAGGCAAGGGAAAAGGAAUUCUUCAGCAUCACCAGAUCAUUGCUGAAUUUGAAGCAAUCCCUGAAGAGAACAGAAAGAAACUAUUGGAUGGUGCAUUUGGGGAAGUUUUGAGAUCUGCACAGGAAGCAAUUGUCUUGCCUCCUUGGGUUGCUCUUGCUGUGCGCCCAAGGCCUGGUGUUUGGGAGUACAUUAGAGUGAAUGUGCAUGCACUCGUUGUUGAGGAGCUGCGUGUUGCCGAGUAUCUGCACUUCAAGGAGGAACUUGUUGAUGGAAGUGUCAAUGGCAACUUUGUGCUAGAGUUGGAUUUCGAACCAUUCAAUGCAUCUUUUCCUCGCCCAACUCUCUCAAAGUACAUUGGUAAUGGUGUGGAGUUCCUUAAUCGUCACCUUUCCGCAAAAUUGUUCCAUGACAAGGAGAGCUUGCAUCCUCUGCUUGAAUUUCUGAAAGUCCACUGCCACAAGGGAAAGAACAUGAUGCUGAAUGACAGAAUUCAUAACUUGAAUUCUUUGCAAUAUGUUCUGAGGAAGGCAGAGGAGUAUCUCACUGCAUUGUCACCCGAUACUCCCUACUCUCAGUUCGAGCACAGGUUCCAGGAAAUUGGCCUGGAGAGAGGUUGGGGUGAUACCGCUGAGCGUGUUCUAGAGAUGAUCCGGCUUCUUUUGGAUCUUCUUGAGGCACCAGACCCCUGCACUCUUGAAACAUUCUUGGGAAGAAUCCCAAUGGUGUUCAAUGUUGUGAUCAUGUCUCCUCAUGGAUACUUCGCCCAAGACAAUGUUUUGGGGUAUCCUGACACUGGAGGCCAGGUUGUUUAUAUCUUGGAUCAAGUCCGUGCCUUAGAAACAGAAAUGCUUCAACGUAUAAAGCAGCAGGGACUUGAUAUCACCCCCCGCAUUCUCAUUAUCACUCGACUUCUUCCUGAUGCAGUAGGAACCACUUGCGGUCAACGUCUAGAAAAAGUAUUUGGAACAGAGCAUUCAGAUAUCCUUCGUGUUCCUUUCCGAAAUGAGAAGGGAAUUGUUCGUAAAUGGAUCUCACGAUUUGAAGUGUGGCCAUAUCUAGAGACCUACACUGAGGAUGUUGCCACCGAAAUUGGCAAGGAGUUACAAGGAAAGCCUGAUCUGAUCAUUGGAAAUUACAGUGAUGGAAACAUUGUUGCCUCUUUGUUAGCACACAAAUUAGGUGUUACAGAGUGUACCAUUGCUCAUGCUCUCGAGAAAACAAAAUAUCCAGACUCAGACAUCUACUGGAAGAAGUUCGAUGAGAAGUACCACUUUUCAUGCCAGUUUACUGCUGAUCUUAUAGCAAUGAAUCAUACAGAUUUCAUCAUCACCAGCACAUUCCAAGAAAUUGCUGGAAGCAAGGACACUGUUGGUCAAUAUGAGAGCCACACAGCUUUCACCCUUCCCGGCCUAUACCGAGUUGUUCAUGGUAUUGAUGUCUUUGAUCCCAAAUUCAACAUUGUCUCCCCUGGUGCUGACGAGAGCAUAUACUUUGCCUACACGGAGGAGAAACGUAGGUUGACCUCUUUCCAUCCAGAAAUUGAGGAGCUUCUCUACAGCCCUGUUGAAAACGAAGAACACUUAUGUGUGCUAAAGGAUCGCAACAAGCCGAUUAUAUUCACCAUGGCAAGACUGGACAGAGUUAAGAAUUUAUCUGGCCUUGUAGAAUGGUACGGAAAGAAUGCCAAGCUUCGUGAAUUGGCUAACCUUGUAGUAGUUGGUGGUGAUAGAAGAAAAGAGUCUAAAGAUUUGGAAGAGCAAGCUGAGAUGAAGAAAAUGCAUAGUCUUAUUGAGAAAUACAAUCUGAAUGGCCAGUUCAGAUGGAUUUCUUCCCAGAUGAACCGAGUGAGGAAUGGAGAGCUCUACCGUUGCAUUUGCGACACCAAGGGUGUUUUCGUGCAGCCAGCUCUAUACGAAGCUUUUGGUCUGACUGUUGUUGAGGCCAUGACCUGUGGUUUACCAACGUUCGCUACUUGCAAUGGUGGACCUGCUGAGAUUAUUGUGCAUGGAAAAUCCGGCUUCAACAUUGAUCCUUACCAUGGUGAUCAGGCUGCUGAACUCCUUGUUGAGUUCUUCGAGAAGUGCAAGGCCGAUCCACCUCACUGGGACAAGAUAUCCCAGGGAGCCAUGCAACGUAUCCAAGAGAAGUAUACUUGGCAAAUCUACUCUCAGAGGCUAUUGACUCUCACUGGUGUAUAUGGCUUCUGGAAACAUGUCUCUAAGCUUGAUCGUCGCGAAAGCCGGCGCUACCUUGAAAUGUUCUAUGCUCUCAAGUACCGCAAAUUGGCUGAAUCUGUUCCUCUAACUGUUGAGGAUUAAGUGGUGAGCUACGUAAUUCAAGAGAGCUGAAGGUUCAAGCGGGAAGUUUCGGAGUUGUGAAGCAUAAUAAUGGUCAUUUUACUGUUGUGAUCGGACGAAGAAGGAAUUCCCAUUGCUUCAUUUUGCUCUUUUCUUCUUUUUUUUGUUUUUUGGUUUUUUUUCCCUUCACCUUUCUGCGGCAUUGUUUGAACUUUGGCUGUUGAGCCCUUUUCAUCAAUUGCAGUAAAGAUUGUCUGUUUUUUGCUUCA